AUGGCACACCCUGAUCUCACAUCACAUCAUGUCAAUUACCUAAUAUGGAGGUACCUCCAAGAAUCAGGACAUGGCGAAGCUGCAAUCACAUUGCAGCGCGCGUGGAAUCAUGACCCGCAGAGUUUGCCAUUUGCCCCAUACAUCAAAACCCAUGCUCUUGUCUCGUUAGUUCAAAAAGGCCUACAGUAUUACGAACUGGAGCAUUCUAUUGAUCGGGAUGGAAAUGCGAUAUCUUAUUCACCAUCGACUUAUUUCUUCGGACCAGCUCCCUUGGAGCCGGAGACGUCAAAGGUGCAAAACGGCUCGGAGGAGGCAGCAGUUGGCACAGCCCAGGCGCCUGUCUCUCCCGCAAGCAAAGUUGCGCGCGAGAGCGGCGGCGUGACCAACGGUCAUUUGACGGCCGAGGCUGCCGCCCCCCAGCCCGUCCGAACUGUGAAGAAAGCUCGCAAAAGCGACCGCUCAGAAACUAACGGAGAUGAGGUGCCGAUGGAGGUAGAUUCCAAUGGGGUCACACAUCCAGAGGUCAAAGCCGCAGUGGCACCUGAAGAGUCGCCAUCAACAGCCGAGCUGGCCGUGGAUGGGGAUGGCGACGUGAGCAUGGGCAUCCGACCGGAAUCGCAGGACCACCAGGAACCACCCGCACCACCGCCGCCAACCUUUACCCUGACAACCGGCCACAGCGUUGGCGUACAGAUCACCCCCGCCAAGGCGGCCGACCUGGCGCCCGACACAGCCCUUCUGGAGGUGGCUGGUGAUGAUCACGUGACGAGAACACUGUGGCGUCCCAAUGACCCCACCGUUGUCGUCGCCGCUGGUGAUACAUUCUGUAGUCUAUGGAGAUUGUCGUCAACCGCGCUCCCUGUGCAAGAAAAGCUUGUUGAGAAUAAUGGAGACCGUACAUGUGUCUCAGCAGUCUCCUGGGAGCCCAACGGACACAAGUUGGCUGUGGCGACAUACAAUGAUAUGAGAGGCUCGAUCACGAUGUAUGACGUCUUUGGACACGCCGUGGACCUGCUCCCAGAGGUUCCGCGGAUGAUCACCGGCUUGCACUGGGUGGAAAAUGGCUCGAAGUUGAUUGUGGUUGCUUCCGACAGUCGAAUUUCCGAGCUUGCUCUGUGGGACGAUUCUCUACGUCCGGAUGAAUUCCCCUCCCCGCAGGUCAUCGACGGGACUGUACUCGAUCUGUGCUGGCUGGGAUGCAGCCAAGUCUAUGCUUGCGGUCCUGGCACUGUCUAUCAGUGUGAUGUGGAUUCCAGCGUUCACAUCUCACAGACUUUCAAAUCAAGCAAUGCAGAGAGGCUUUGGGCUUUUAUCCGUUGUGCUAGUGUUGGCCCCUCACCCGUGGCCGUUGCCGCAUCCUCCGCCAAAGCUGCCCUCUGGGUUCCGACUCACGAUAUAUACGUCGACAAUGCUCACGAAGGCGAGAUCACUGCAAUUGAAAUCAAGCCAAACGGAGAACAGUCUGCGGUAACUCAAACUGUCUUCAUGGCCUCGUCUUCAACGGACGAUACGGUGAAAGUUUGGCGGAUUGAUCUGGAUUCCAAGCGAUUUGAAUGUAUACAUCAACUCUCCCUUGGCCCCUCAUCGCCCGCUCUGGCUGCUAGUUUCUCACCAGAUGGCUACGCCCUUGCAGCUGCCAGCAAGGACAGUCUGCUCAUCUGGAACGCACAAAGAGGCGGGACCGCGAUGGCUGCAUGGAAAGCCCCAGGACGUGAAGAGCGGAAAUCAGAAGAUGAACCAGGGGCCCCCGUCAACGGACCUAAUGGAAUUACAGAACCGGUCCUGGACCGUUCUCUGGCGUGGGAUACUGAUGGCAAGAAACUUGCGUUUGGAUUUGGUAACCACGUAUGGCAAUUUCGACCCUAA
Molecule: messenger RNA, 1866 nt
Organism: Aspergillus uvarum CBS 121591
Lineage: Eukaryota; Fungi; Ascomycota; Eurotiomycetes; Eurotiales; Aspergillaceae
Product: WD40 repeat domain-containing protein
Exons: 4
Coding region: 1-1866 (621 amino acids)
Biological process (GO): regulation of transcription by RNA polymerase II
Cellular component (GO): Set3 complex
Molecular function (GO): protein binding; transcription corepressor activity
Source: RefSeq, a predicted model, not a curated record